AUGACGUUGACUCAAGAAUUUCAACAAUCAAAUGAUCUAUUCGUGAUCGCCAUCGAUCCGAAUAUUGACUUUUAUAGUUCAUUAUCGAAGCUUCCAAGAUUGAUUCCAAUCAUCGCUGCCAAAUUUCCAACUGAAGGAACGCAUGGCGUUUGGCCUGAAUAUCUAAUUCGUCGAGAUGGUCGUUGUGGAUUUAAAGCUAAAUUUGGAAAGGAAUGGUUUGAAUGUCGUGUCGAAAACGAGGGCACGAAAAAAGAAUGCGAAACAGCUCAGGAAUCACUUGAAAUUGAAAAACCAACGUCUGCUGGUAAUAAACAAUGGUCUUCAGCCGAAACCGAACUAUCUGAUAAUGAUGAUAGUAGUAUCGAAAGUGGCGGUGAUGAAAAACAAAACUGUGAAAUGAUUGAUACGGCGAGCAAAAUGAAACAUAACAAUAAUACUAAAACAUCUAGUGGAAAGGCUGUAGAUGAUUCAAGUGACGACGAAGCUGUAUUAAUGGAGGAAAUCAAUAAGUCAAUUAGCAAAAAACGCGAUCAUCAUUUUAAUGCUGGAUCAAAAGCGAAAAAAUUGAAAACUGGUGUUAUUGUCGAAUCUUGUAAUGAAGAAGUAUCAUCAUCAUCACCAUUGACAAAUGCAUCGGUGUUACUAAAUAUUCAAAGUGACUUGUCAGAAGUUCGAAAUGAAGUGAUCGAAUUAAAAAAAAUGGUUCUCAAGUUAUAUGCAUCUCAUAAACGAUCAUUGAAUAUAAACAAACACAAUGAUCCAGUUCCAUCGACGUCUGAAUCUUUGAUUGUAAAUGGUAUUAACUUAUUGACAUUAUCUGGAACGACAGCGAGUCGAUAUAUGCUAGCAGCCGCACGUGUUGUUCUAACACAGGAACAGUAUGAAAACGGUUACUUGCCGGAUUUCCGAGGUGACAAGGAAAAUCGUGUCGAAAUUGAACAAGACCGAGUUGAUAAAUUACGAGAAGCUGUACAAAAGAAAUUCGGCUAUAAAACAGAAGAUAUGGAUAGUAUAUGGAAUAACAUUCGAACAAGUCUUGUUCAAAAAGUUAGCGACGUUAGAAAAAGCAAAAAACGCGUGAGUCAAAAACAACAACAACAAGAUUACACAUCUCCAUCAAACAACGAUAUUAAUCCUGGUUCUGUUGUGUCAAAUUCACAAAUAGAGAUGUCUCAUAAAUCAGCACAAGAUAUUUUAAACGAAAACUUACGCCGCCGUCGAAAAAAAACUAAUCAACAAGCUGUCAGACGUCUUGCAGUCAAAAGAAAGCGGUCACUUGUCUCUCUUCUUUCGGCAUCAUCGAUUUCAUCAAAUUGCCUUGAUCAAGAUACAUCAGAACAAACGGCCAAUGAUGAAAAGCCAAAAUCGUAUGAAAAUGAAAGUUUUACGGCAAUGUCAUCCUCGUUGUUUUGCAAUACGUUUGACGAUGAAGGUUUAAAUUUGUUAAGCGAUAAUAAAAAUGACUUUGGUGUUGAUGGAUCUUCUUCUUCAUCACCAAAUAAUUCAAGUGACAGCUCAAGUGAUCCUGAUGAGUUAGACAUGAUAAACAUAACGAACUCAAACUUCUCUGAUCAUCGACCCCUUCAUUCGUGUGCAACAACGACAGUUUCGGAUUUUGCUGUUGAUAUUCUUCAAUUUUGUCGUAUCUCACAUUUGCCCGAUAAACAACGUACUGAACUCCUUAAAAUUUUUUACAAAUAUAUUCCGUCACCGAAUCUUGUGCCAAAAUCAAGCGAUGAUCUUUUAGAAGCUGUUGGCAUCACAAAAUUAUAUACAUUGGAAAAGCUAUGUGGUGCAUGUUAUCAGUUCUCAAAAAAUGGAGUUUGCUCAACACGUAACUGCGUUCACGAGUCAAUGAGAAUUCCAUCUGAUGAUAUGGUGGAAAUUAUUACAUUUGAUUUAGCUGAACAAUUAAAAUUCUUGGUCAAUAAUAAUCUUGAUAUUUUGCAAGAAUAUCAAAAUCAAGCACGAUUACGAACAACAUUUGAUUCCUGUGAUAUUGUUCGAGGUGAAGUUUAUCAAUCAAUCCUGGGCAAUCACGCAGAAUUCUUCAUAUCAGUCAUGAUUCAUAGCGAUGGAAUUCCACUGUAUAAAUCUAAAAAUUGUAACGCAUGGCCCAUAUUAGGUGCUGUUUUGGAACUUCCUCCGUUUGCUCGAUCUCGUGCGGACAAUACUCUUCUUCUGGCAAUUUGGGUGGGCAAACAAAAGCCAAACUUCAAUCUUAUAUUUGAAAAAUUAUCUACGCCAAUAUGUGAUCUUAAACAUCGAGGUAUUCAAACAAAUCACAAUCGAACAAUUAAAGUUCUUUUCCCCAUUCUUAUGGGUGACAUGCCGGCGUUAUCUUCUAUGGUUAAAUUUGUCGAACCUAAUGCUUACUACGCAUGUAUGUUUUGCAAUACGAAAGGAAUUUAUAGCAACGAUGGACAUUGCGUAACAUAUCCUUUUGACGACGAAGCUGAACUCAGGACGAACGAGAAAUUAGAAGAAUGCGCUCACUUAGCUGCUUCUAUGUUCACACGAUUAGAUCGAGAGAGAACGAAGGGUUUCAAAGGAGUAAGUGCUUUUUCUAAAAUCCUCGACGUUCCUUUACCAUACUCAGUUGUCAUUGAUCCAAUGCACACAGUAUUUUUAUGCCAUUCAAAGAAAUUUCUUAUUCAAUUGCAAAAUUUUAUAAGCAAAGAAAAUAUGUUAAAAAUUAAUGCAAAACUUCGAUCAAUUAAUUAUAUUCAUGACAUACUUCGUCGACCGCGUUCAUUCUCCAAUGUACAAAAAUGGAAAGCAUCAGAAAUAAGAUUGUUUAUUUUAUAUAUAGGAUUACCCGUUCUCGCCGAAUUUUUACCUGAAGAAAGGCUAGGUGAAUUAGCAUUUUAUAAUGCCAUUCUACGUCUUUUGCAUGAUCAUUGGGAAAGUGACAAACAGUUACAUCAGUCAACAUCAUUAUUAUUAAAGCUUUAUGUCAAGCAUUUAUCGAAACUUGUUAAUUCUGGCAUAUAUUCGUCAAGUCUACUUACCAUAUCGACCCAUACUCAUCUACAUCUUCCAUUUCAAUGUGUUAAAUUUGGCCGACUGAAUUGGCUAACGAAUUUCGUCUUCGAGAGUUUUCUUGGUUUCUUAAAAGCAUUCGUCAAAGGCUCCUCAGGAGCAGGAAAUCAAAUAGCAUUUGCAUUCAUUUCAAAUUAUUUCUUAGAAAAAACGAAUGGAAACACAAAGUCUCGUUUCGGUCAUUUCUCAAUCAAUGACGAAACGUAUAGUAGUAAUGUCUUAACAAUUGAAUUUGGCAAAUCAAUUACAGAAUUCUUAACUGCAAAUGGACAUGUGUCUGCUACUACAGUUUACUUUUCUCGUGUACAUCAUCUCAAUGUCACUUAUCACUCUUUUCUUUAUUCUCGAAAAGGCUCAACAUGUAGUUAUUUGAUAUCGUACGAGAAAAAUAAUGCACUCCUGUAUGGAUAUAUUCUGUUCUUUUGUUUAACUGAUGGACAGUGUUCAGCUGUUAUCCAAAAAUUAACACAAGUUGAUUUUUCAUUAACCUCUUGUUUUUCAUCAUUUAAAUACCUCACUGCAAUUAAAGGCUUCAUAGAUAAUGUGUAUAUCUUUGUUAAACGUGUAGAACCUUCUCUUGUACAACCUGAUCUUUUUGAUUUUUGUUCUGUAUCUUCUCUUCGUUGCCGUUGUUUAUGUGUUACCUUUCAUGAUGAUCUUAUGAUUCUCACAAAUUACUCCUUUGCAUAUGAACAUAAUUAA
Molecule: messenger RNA, 3744 nt
Organism: Adineta ricciae
Lineage: Eukaryota; Metazoa; Rotifera; Eurotatoria; Adinetida; Adinetidae
Source: the annotation of a GenBank genome assembly